AAAUCCACAAAAGAAACCCGCAACAGAGUCGGCGGUUUAUUAUUGUUUUCUUCUUGACAGUCUGAUAGAGUUCCGAAAAAUAGUUUUAUCGCAGGUCACGCACUCACUUAUUUAAAUUUUUCUAGAUUUCGCUAGAUUUUCGUUCCAAUGGUGUCCUAUCAAUAUCCCAUGAACAAGCUAGCCCAGCAGCUGAUGAACUUCUUCACGGUUGUUGUGGAUAAGGAGGAGUCUUCUGCUCCGGUACUGUUCCAGCGAUGCGGCGUGCUCAUUCGCUUUCACAUCGAGGACAUUCCCGACCGUGGAGACAUCAGCAUCGCUAACAUCAGUAAGUAUUGGGAAGCCUACUGUCGGAAGCAGGGACGCAAGAUGCGCCAGGAAUACAAGGAAAUGGAUCUAUUGCUGCCCAAUGAGGCGGCAAUGCAGGGUCUAAUUGAGAAGGCCAAAGACUGGGUGUUCCCCCUGCAGGGGAUCACGCCCCUCUACAAGGAUCGCUGCGCGUUCAGCUUUCACCGUCGUCCGGUUAUUGCUUACGUUCUGAACGUAGUGCUCCAGCAGGGGGAUCGGUAUGGUCACAUCUCGAAGUCGGACAAAGCCCCAACCCUGUGCCUUGGUCAGAGCCCGAACCCGACUCUCGACGAUGGGACCGAGCAGCUCGGUCACUAUCGUCUCAGUCUGCUCCGCGUGAUUACCCGCCGCCUAAUAGCUUACUCCGCCUGGCGCUUGGUGGAUCCAGAUCAGCAGUCUGAUGACACUCUCCGCGUGACCGUAGAGGCUCAACGUUGCCCAAACCAGCCGACAGACCACGUUUGUCUGGUCUGUGGACCCGUACUGGAGCCCGUCGGGAAGACAGCCACCACAAUGAACAGAGACAGCUACGUUGCAUUGCGCUCCAAGGACAUGAUACUUAUGGCCACGCAUCGCAAUGGCGUCCGCAUGAGUAGCUCGCACGGCGACUUCGAUGGCCUUAUCCAGCGCCUGGGCGCUGCUGCCGUGAUUGUGGAUCUGUUUGAGGUGCGCCACGCCUCGGCGGCCAAUGUGGUGCGCAAUGGAUCGGGCGGCUCCAAGGGGGCCUCGUACAUUCUAUACAAUUCGGCCCGCCUGGAGACGCUGCUGCGCACCUUCAAUGCACAGGUGGAGGCAGGUGUCUACCAGCCACUGCCGCCGCUGGACGACAUCGAUCUCAGCCUAUUGGAGGACGAUCUCGACUGGAAGCUGAUCUACGGCUACCUACUGCCCUUCCCAGAGGUGGUCGAGUCCACGCUGAAUCUGCUGCAGCAGGGUCGGUGUGACGUGCACCUGCUGGUGCGCUACAUCAGUAGCCUGGCCGCAAUCUUCAGCCGCUACUACCGCCAGAAGAAAAUCCUCGUUCAGAUGCGAGACCAGCUGAUGCCAGUCCUCUAUGCUCGCCUCUACCUCGUCAUGGCGGUGCGCCAGGUGCUCAAUGUGGCCCUCUCGCUGCUCGGCAUAGAGCCCGUCACCUACAUAUAGAUAUAGUACAUAUUAUUCAUAGUUUUACCCAUUAGCCCAAUGACCAGCCACUACACUACUGCCGCUACACUACUGCCACUACACUACUGCCACUACCCCCCACUGACCCAUGUAUUGAUGUAUUGAUGUAUAACUCCUCUGUGGUAUACGCACCUAUGCAUGUAUCUGUGUAGAUACACAUUACAUUAAUUGUACAUUAGUUGUUGAACAAUCAUUUAAGAAUAAGACUGAAGUCGAGGCUUAGAGUCGACUGCUCUUGAUGAAGUAAAACAGUGGUCUCUCUUCUUCUGUGAAUAGGGGAAUAGGGGUCCAGCUGUAUCGAUAUAAGGGUAAUAUAGAGUCAAGUCAUCCCCAAAUACAAUAGACUGUGGAGCUCAUUCAGUUAUGGAACCCGAUGGUGCUUUGUCUGAGUGUAUCUCGAGAUAAAAACGAAGUCGAAAAGAUGUUUUCAAAUAAUUUAUAGUGUGUUCUUCAAUUAUGUAGAUAUUUCUCUAAUAAAUCUAGAUUCUUAAUAUUU
Messenger RNA from Drosophila miranda, 2005 nucleotides. RefSeq lists its product as uncharacterized. Gene Ontology annotation, biological process: tRNA C3-cytosine methylation; arginyl-tRNA aminoacylation. The record is from RefSeq and is a predicted model, not a curated record. Gene Ontology annotation, molecular function: tRNA binding; ATP binding; arginine-tRNA ligase activity. Lineage: Eukaryota; Metazoa; Arthropoda; Insecta; Diptera; Drosophilidae. The transcript is spliced from 3 exons. The coding region runs from base 148 to 1488 and encodes 446 amino acids.